GAACCUGCGCGACCCCGUGAUUGCGCGCUCCGGGCGGGCUGCGGCUUGCAGAGAAGCGGAGGAGAGACGGAGAGAGAGCACGCCGGGAGCGGAGCGGAGCAGACGAGCGGAGCCGCUGCAGCAGCAUGUCGGCCGCGCAGGUGUCCUCGUCCCGCCGGCAGUCCUGCUACCUGUGUGACCUGCCCCGCAUGCCGUGGGCCAUGAUCUGGGACUUCACCGAGCCGGUGUGCCGCGGCUGCGUCAACUACGAGGGCGCCGACCGCAUCGAGUUCGUCAUCGACACGGCCCGCCAGCUGAAGCGCAGCCAUGGCUUCCAAGAUGGACGCUCCCCGGGGCCCCAGGGGCCCGGAUCCGCCGGCGCAGCCAAGCAGCACCCUGCCGUCCAGGCAGCCCUGACGGCCAAGGACACAGCCCAGCUCAACCACCUGGAUGGGGCCUCCAAGGCCGCGGCCGCCUCCGGGCUGGACCGCUACGGACUGACCGCUGACCGCGGGCGCUUCGAGUACACGCUGGCCGCUGCCGCACGGCUUCCCAAUGGCCUUAACGGCUUCCCUAAGCCGGGAGAGGAUGGGCCCCCGGAGCUGAACCGCCAGAGCCCCAAUUCACGGGGCCGCACAGGCCACGGAUUACUCCCCCAGCUGGGGCCCGGACAGCUGAGCGUGCCCCCAAACCUGCUCCCACAGACCUUGCUGAAUGGGCCGCCCACCGCCUCCUCAUCCGGGGCCCCACAUGUUCUUGGUAGGGGCUCCAGUGGCCUUAAUGUCCCACCUCCCCCAACAGCGACGUCUUCGGGUGACCCCAAGCGCCCCGGCUCCGUGUCCAGCACCGACCAAGAGCGCGAGCUGAAGGAGAAGCAGCGCAACAGCGAGGCCUUGUCCGAGCUGACGGAGAGUCUGCGGAGCCGGACCGAAGAGUGGAACGGGAAGCCCAAGAGCGUGCGGGACACCCUGCUCACCCUGUCCGCCUGCACGCCCUUCGAUGUCCGCUUCAAAAAGGACCAUUCUUUGCUGGGCCGCGUCUUUGCGUUUGAUGCUACGUCCAAGCCGGGCCUCCUGGACUGCGAGCUGAAGCUCUUCGUGGAGUACCCCAGCGGCUCGCUCAACGUCUUCAGCUCGGCCUCUGGGGUGGCCAAGCAGAUGUACCAGGACUGCAUGAAGGACUUCGGCCGCGGCCUCUCCUCCGGCUUCAAGUACCUGGAGUAUGAGAAGAAGCACGGCUCCGGGGACUGGCGCCUGCUCGGGGACCUGCUGCCGGAGUCCGUGCGCUUCUUCAAAGAAAUGGUAGGUGCGGACAUGCUGCCACAGCCCUACCUUGACCCCGGCUGCCCCAUGCUGCCCAGCGCACUGGUCAACCUGCCUCGCGCCCUGGCGGCAGCUGCUGCAGCGGCAUCCUCCUCGGCCGGCGCCAGCAGUCAGGCCAGGGGUGGGGUGAGGAAACGAAAGGCCUCUUCGGAGCCCGAUUCUGCCGAUGGACAGGUGUGGCUUGGUCAGCCAGAUGCCCUCAAACUGGGCCUGUCGGCUGCCGGGGGCGCUCCAUCCUCCUCGUCUUCAGCAGCAUCCUAUGGUGGUCCGGCUCCACCUCCUCCACCCCUUGGGCCUGGGCACCCACAAAGAACCACCCCACCCGAGAGUGCGCCCCCAAAUGGCCCGUCACCUAUGGCAGCACUGCAGUCUGUAACGGACACUCUGGGAACUGCUCACUCUCCCAAGGAUGGUCAGUCGGGUGGCGGACCCCCAGUACACUCCACCACCUCAUCAGCCCGCAGGAAUAGUAGCAGCCCAGUGUCGCCGGCAUCAGUGCCCGGGGCAAGGCGACUGAAUUCUCGGAAUGGUGCCACCUCAGGGGAACUCGGCCUUCCGGUGGCACCCGCAGGUGGAGCGCCUCACCCAGGAAUGGACCAAGUGCACCCCCAGAACAUUCCUGACUCGCCCAUGGCCAACAGUGGCCCCCUCUGCUGUACCAUCUGCCAUGAACGGCUGGAGGAUACCCACUUUGUCCAGUGCCCGUCUGUACCUAGCCACAAGUUCUGCUUCCCCUGCUCCCGAGAAAGCAUCAAGGCCCAAGGAGCAACGGGCGAGGUCUACUGCCCCAGCGGAGAGAAGUGCCCCCUGGUGGGAUCCAAUGUUCCUUGGGCUUUCAUGCAGGGGGAAAUUGCCACAAUUCUUGCAGGAGAUGUAAAGGUGAAAAAGGAGAGAGACCCAUAGUCCCGGGGGACGUGCGGUGACCCCCCUCUAGUCUGCAAGGACAGGUGACCACCGCGGUGGCGAGUCGGGGGUCCUGGACCUUGUACAGUUUGCAUCUACAUCAUCCCAUUGUGGCCUGGAGCCGGCCCUACACGUGACCAGUCCAUCACCAGCUCUGGGGCCAUAGUGGGAUUCGGGACGUUUUUUGGGGGAUAUUGUGCUGGAGUUUCUGAUCCUGAAAAAGCCCCCCAACCCUUGGACCCUCCCCGCCUGGGCAGAACUUGGAUUGUGGCGCACGCGUCCCCACGUGACUGGCGGCCAGAGACGUCUUAUGUACAGAUCUUAUUUUUGUGGUGUCUUUGGGGCGCGCUGGGAUAUUAUUACCUUAUUUCUCCUUUUUUUUUGUCUAUUUUUACAGCUUUUGUGGCGAUGGUGUCCACUUGGUAAUGGUUAUAGCACUUAGCGCUGCUGCUGGUGUCAGUCCUCGUACGUCUUCACACGGUGACCGCUCACCGCCCCCCGCCCUUCAUCUUGAUUUGCCGGGGAGGGGGGAGGGCGUGGAAUCCGCCUAAUUAUUGGUUUGCAGUCUGCUGCAGCUCUACACAAUGCAAUCUGACUAGGGUUAACCCGUGGAGUGCUGGCAGCGGCCUCCAGGCCAGUAAAGGGUUACGCCCCUCUUUCUAUAGAAGACUACAUAUAUAUCUAUUUUUCUUUUGCACGGAUGCUUUUCAGCGGUAGAGCAGAUUGCGGUUGUACAUUUGGGGCGCGGGCGGAUCUCUUUGUCCAGAAUACAUUUCUCUAGUACGACAGACCACUGUUAUGUGCCUUGGAGCUGAUGACAUUGUAAUAAAUCUGAUUCAUAUUAUUGCUUUU
Messenger RNA from Bufo bufo (common toad), 3056 nucleotides. RefSeq names its product interferon regulatory factor 2 binding protein like (gene IRF2BPL). Gene Ontology annotation, cellular component: nucleus. Lineage: Eukaryota; Metazoa; Chordata; Amphibia; Anura; Bufonidae. Gene Ontology annotation, biological process: regulation of transcription by RNA polymerase II. Gene Ontology annotation, molecular function: transcription corepressor activity. The record is from RefSeq and is a predicted model, not a curated record. The transcript has a single exon. The coding region runs from base 126 to 2204 and encodes 692 amino acids.